AUGAACGGGCUCAACGCGCCUGGCCGCUCAGAGCCGCCCCCCCUUGGCGCCCUGCAGGAGCUGAGCCACUCCACUGUCGUUGCCUCCCGCACCACUCAGCCCCUACCUAGUCGAACCUCGUCUUCCCAUCAACCCGACGCACGUCUGCCUCAUCUGCAGACUACCUCCCCAACUUUACCCCAGAACACAGCGCACCAGCUCGAGACACAGAGUCGGCCUUCCGACCACGCAGCCAUGUGCUCUUCGGACAUCUUCCUCGGCUUCCUCGCCAUCCUCUUCCCUCCUCUGCCCGUAUGGGUCAAAUGUGGUAUCUGCUCGGCCGACUCCAUCAUCAACAUACUCCUCUGCGUCCUCGGCUUCCUUCCCGGCCUCUUACACGCCUGGUACAUCAUCGCCAAGUUCCCCGAUGACCACGACUACCAGCGCGUGCCCCAGGACGCCGAGGGCGGCCGGGUCACGUACGUGAUCGUACAGGAGGACGGCCGCCGCGAGCGGAGGCAGCAGCAGGGACCGCGGGGCCAGAAGCAACCUAAGCCGCAGGGCGGCAUGAACUACGGGACCGCGCAGAAUAACGGCAACGCGCCUUCGUCGUCCUCUUCCACGGCGGCGCAGGCCGGGAGCAGCAACGGCGAGAGGCACGAGCCGGCGCCGCCCACGUAUGCCGAGGCCGUCAAGGGCGACAACAAGGUCCAGACGUCGGACUAG
Messenger RNA from Neoarthrinium moseri, 705 nucleotides. RefSeq lists its product as uncharacterized. The record is from RefSeq and is a predicted model, not a curated record. Gene Ontology annotation, biological process: endosome transport via multivesicular body sorting pathway. Lineage: Eukaryota; Fungi; Ascomycota; Sordariomycetes; Amphisphaeriales; Apiosporaceae. Gene Ontology annotation, molecular function: ubiquitin protein ligase binding. Gene Ontology annotation, cellular component: fungal-type vacuole lumen; fungal-type vacuole membrane. The transcript has 4 exons. The coding region runs from base 1 to 705 and encodes 234 amino acids.